Kogia breviceps (pygmy sperm whale) is the source of this 1759-nucleotide messenger RNA. RefSeq names its product DNA damage inducible transcript 4 (gene DDIT4). Lineage: Eukaryota; Metazoa; Chordata; Mammalia; Artiodactyla; Physeteridae. Gene Ontology annotation, biological process: response to hypoxia; apoptotic process; negative regulation of TOR signaling. Gene Ontology annotation, molecular function: 14-3-3 protein binding. Gene Ontology annotation, cellular component: cytoplasm. The record is from RefSeq and is a predicted model, not a curated record.
GCGCUGGUACUAGGGACCGCGGCAGGCCGAGGGGGAGGUGCGGUUAGGGAGAAGAGACUGGUCCGGGCAGAGCUCGGGGGUUGGCACCAGUUCGAGCACUCAUUCAAGCGGCAGUACGCACUUGUCCCAGUUCUAGCUGACCGCAGUAGCUGCGUCUUCUGCGCUCCAGCACCCUGAGCUCAUCUGCAAACGUCCUGGCGUCCGUCCUCACCAUGCCUAGCCUUUGGGAUCGCUUCUCGUCGUCCUCUUCGUCCUCAUCCUUGUCCCGAACUUCCACCCCAGAUCAGCCGCCACGCUCAGCCUGGGGGUCGGCGGCCCGAGAAGAGGCACUCGGCCGCUGCGCGAGCCUGGAGAGCUCGGACUGUGAGUCCCUGGACAGCAGCAACAGUGGCUUUGGGCCGGAGGAAGACUCUUCAUACUUGGAUGGGGUGUCCCUGCCCGACUUCGAGCUGCUCAGCGAUCCCGAGGAUGAGCACCUGUGUGCCAACCUGAUGCAGCUGCUGCAGGAGAGCCUGGCCCAGGCACGGCUGGGCUCGCGGCGCCCUGCACGCCUGCUGAUGCCCGGCCAGCUGGUGAGCCAGGUGGGCAAAGAACUACUGCGCCUGGCCUACAGCGAGCCGUGCGGCCUGCGGGGGGCGCUGCUAGACGUCUGCGUAGAGCAGGGCAAGAGCUGCCACAGCGUGGGUCAACUGGCUCUCGACCCCAGCCUUGUGCCCACCUUCCAGCUGACCCUCGUGCUGCGCCUGGACUCACGCCUCUGGCCCAAGAUCCAGGGGUUGUUUAGCUCCGCCAACUCUCCCUUCGUCCCUGGCUUCAGCCAGUCCCUGACGCUGAGCACGGGCUUCCGAGUAAUCAAGAAGAAGCUGUACAGCUCAGAGCAGCUGCUCAUUGAGGAGUGUUGAACUUGGGCCUGGGGGGCUGAUACUGACCCCAUGACAGACAGUUGAACUUUUGGGGUGGACAUUGGCAGGUAGAAGCUGAGGGACUGCUGCCUGUCGUUAGAAAACUGACAACAGCCACGUGAGGAGAGGAAGGUCAAGGUGAGGGGAACACGGUGUUUCCCUAGGAAGCUCACUGAGGUGUGGACAGGUGGCUCCCACUUGGGCUCACAUGCUGCCCCUCAGUACUGUAGCAUGAAACAAAGGCUUAGGGGCCAACCAGGCUUCUGGCUGGAUGUGUAUGUAGCAUGUACCUUAUUAUUUUUAUUGUUACUGACAGUUAAGACAACAGUGGUGUGACAGAGCCAUGAGAGCAGCUGGGCUGCACUGGCAUCUGCAAGGGAUGUGCACUCAUGGUAGCCGGCUCUGGUGGGGGAGGGUGGUCAUUGAGGUGGUUUGUGUAUCUCAUGGUCUGAAGGGACCAAAUGUUUGUUCUUUGUUGUUUUUGUAUCUUUUUUUUUUUGAUUGGAGCUUCACUACUGACCUGUUCUAGGCAGCUAUCUUACAGACGCAUGAAUGUAAGAGGAGGAAGGGGUGGGUGUUGGGAUCACUUGGGGAUCUUUGACACUUGAAGAAAAACACACCUGGGAGCUGCGUGUGGCCCAUCCCCGGAUGUGUAGUGAAGGGUUGAACUGUGAGGGGAUGGGGCUGAUUGGGGUGGGGGCUGGAGCCCCUCCCCCAGAGGAGUACCAUCUGGGUCUUCCAUCUAGAACUGUUUACAUGAAGAUACUCGCUGUUCAUGAAUACACUUGAUGUUCAAGUAUUAAGACCUAUGCAAUAUUUUUUACUUUUCUAAUAAAAAAAACCAUGUUUGUUAAAAC